AGAGAGAGAGAGAGAGAGAGAGACAGUGUGCUGUUGGGUUCGGUUUGGCUUAAAAAUGUCACAUGGCGGUUGCGUGCAAGGAAUAGAGUUUUAGCCAACAUACAAUGCUGCAAAGGAUAUACAAAUGAUUCAUGAAAGCUAGUAGUAGUUUCCGUCUGUCCGUGAAUGAAUCGAAACGAGGCAUACAUGUAUCGAAAGAGGAGCAACUGAUGAUGCGUCGCAGAUCGAGUACGACAG
Molecule: messenger RNA, 237 nt
Organism: Linum tenue
Lineage: Eukaryota; Viridiplantae; Streptophyta; Magnoliopsida; Malpighiales; Linaceae
Source: the annotation of a GenBank genome assembly